AUGCGAUCCAAGUUCAAGGACGAGCACCCCUUCGAGAAGCGCAAGGCCGAGGCUGAGCGCAUCCGCCAGAAGUACUCUGACCGUAUUCCUGUUAUCUGCGAGAAGGUCGAGAAGUCUGACAUCGCUACUAUCGACAAGAAGAAGUAUCUCGUCCCCGCGGACUUGACGGUCGGUCAGUUCGUCUACGUCAUCCGCAAGCGCAUUAAGCUCUCCCCGGAGAAGGCCAUCUUCAUCUUCGUCGAUGAGGUAUUGCCGCCUACCGCUGCUCUGAUGAGCAGCAUCUACGAGGAGCACAAGGACGAGGACGGUUUCCUCUACAUUACCUACUCCGGCGAGAACACGUUCGGCGGCUUCGAGAUGGCUUAA
Messenger RNA from Colletotrichum navitas, 366 nucleotides. RefSeq names its product microtubule associated protein 1A/1B. NCBI's taxonomy places the organism in Eukaryota, Fungi, Ascomycota, Sordariomycetes, Glomerellales, Glomerellaceae. Gene Ontology annotation, biological process: cellular response to nitrogen starvation; macroautophagy. Bases 1 to 366 code for a protein of 121 amino acids. Gene Ontology annotation, cellular component: cytosol; fungal-type vacuole membrane; autophagosome. The record is from RefSeq and is a predicted model, not a curated record. The transcript has 3 exons. Gene Ontology annotation, molecular function: phosphatidylethanolamine binding.